Molecule: messenger RNA, 1890 nt
Organism: Populus trichocarpa (black cottonwood)
Lineage: Eukaryota; Viridiplantae; Streptophyta; Magnoliopsida; Malpighiales; Salicaceae
Product: remorin 1.4
Exons: 5
Coding region: 718-1743 (341 amino acids)
Source: RefSeq, a predicted model, not a curated record
UCUAAUAAAUAAUGUUUGAUGGGUGUAAAAUUAGUGGCAUCUUUAGUGUUUUGUUAAUUAUGCACUGCCUCAAGGGGUCAGAUGAUUGUGAAAGCCGAACCCAAGUUGUGCAGGCUACGUCUCAAGGUGCUGCACCUUUUAGGUGAAGGAAGACUUGAUUCUGUUCAGAGAACUCAAAGUUCACAAUUUAACUUUGUAAUACGUGGUAAAAAAGUUCUUGAAGCUGCCUUGAGGAUUAAAUCAAGAAUCACCAGUUUCUCUUACACUAGAUUCAGAACUCAUAAGUUGACUUCGGGGGUUGUAUGAUUGUUCUUCCAAAAUGUUCCUUUUUGUGCCAAAAGAAAUUUAUGGAGAGCAAAAAGACACCUUUUUUCAAUCCCUAAUUUGAAGUUUCCCAUCAAGAUUCUUAUCCACUUCUUCAGCAGAAAGAAACCUGCAGAAAGGUUGUUAGAAUGUAAUGGAGAUUUUUAUUAUUAUGUAACAUGUUUAAUGAAAAGUUAAGCAUCAAGACUAUUCUUUCCUUGACAAAUCCAAACCAGGCAAAGCAUAUAUCCAAACUUUACUUGACUCCUACAACAUAGUCACAGCCUACGCCACGCCUAACUAUAACAAAUUGCCUCCUUUCCUAAAAGCUUCACCUUCAAAUAAACGCAGAAAAGAUGAAUCCUGCACAAUGUCCAGGAACUUGAGAUUUCAGAACAGCAAUUUCCUCGAGCAAUGGAGAAUAUGCUAAAGCAAGUCAGGGUGAGAUUUUCUGGACAGGAAAAACCAGAAGAGCCUCGAAGCGCCAGACAAAGAAGAAUUCCAUCCCUUAAGACUCCAUCCUUCAAAGACAAUACUCAAAACAAGAGACCUCAGAACUGGUUCCGGAGACAAUUUUCUGGACAAACGAAUCAAGAUUAUGAUUCCAAUAGAACAGAGCAGGCAGUUGCUGUGGCAGCGGCGGCUAAUGCCAUAACAUCGUUGAACGCAUCGAGCAUCCCGGAACAGAAAAAGAUCAGCAAGGGACCUGAGACUUCAAUGACCCAGGCUGACAGAAAAAGGGAAGGAUUGGCAGGUUUAAUCUCAGAAUCUGGUAAAGGUUCGAAAAGCCAAGAUACGGAGGUGCCAGAAACAGCUACCAAAGAAAAAACAACUAGCGCUGCUGCCCCAUGGGUUAAAAGGACCUUAACACCUACUGACAAGCCUGCUCCAUCAAUGAAGAAAACCCCAACGUCCAAUGAAAGUGCGGAGCCUAUGACUGACGUGCUUCCUAUAAAACCAAAAAUUACAGUGCCAAAGCCUGAACUGCCUCCCACAAGCAAGCCUGCAAUCCCACCGACAAGACCUGCAAUAGAAGACGGGACAGAUGCAGAUGCUUGGGAGAGAGCUGAAUUGUCUAAGAUCCAAAAGAGGUACGAGCAGAUGAAUGCCACAAUACUUUCCUGGGAGAACAAGAAGAAAGAAAAGGCCAGAAAAAGACUUCGAAAAACAGAGGUUUGCUUCAUUUACAUUUUUGUAAUCCAACUCAACUUUUUCUCAGGAGCUGAUAAGUAUUUAUUGGAUCUGCAGAGUGACCUGGAGCGAAUACGGUCAAGAGCCUUGAAACAAUUUCAUGAUGAUAUUGUUGAUAUUGAUCAGAUUGCAGGAGGAGCAAAAGCAAAGGCAGCAGAAAGGCAAAGAAAUGAAGAGUUCAAGGCAAAAGAAAAGGCAAAUACAAUCAGAAAAACAGGAAAGCUUCCUCGGACAUGUUUCUGCUUUUAAAUCCACCAGUUAUAAAAAGUUACCUGUUCCAGAAAAGAGCACCAAUCUUCUGUUGCUACAAAAUGUAUACGAACAAAUUCACAAGGAUAUGUGCAGACUAAUACUGCUGGUAUUAUAGUGAUCAAUAGAGCACUGUUCUUUCUUUUA